AUGGACCGAGGGCCACUAGAGAAAGAGGAAGCCAAGAAAGUCAAACAAGCUAUAGCCCAAAACGGGCAGAAGCGCCGGCGAAGACGGUCUUCCCAUUCGCUAUCCUUGUCUCAAUCCGAGAACUCCAUGACAGACGGAACCGCGAAUAACCCUUCACCAGCCGUUGAAAACUUACCCGAAGCAUUCGAUCGAAAGAGUCCAACCCAAGGAUUGUCGGAGAACAGUGGUCGCAUCGAGGACUUGGGCUCAACGUUGCCAUCAGUGAAUGAGCUGGCGAGUGAUAUGCCGACAUGGUCGUCGCAGAUCCCAUCGAUCUCAAGCUCAGCCGCUGACUUUGCCUUUCCCUCACCGUUGUUCUCACCCAUCACGCUGCCGGAUGCACAACAUGAGGCGAGCGAAACACACGCUCUCUUGGAUAAUUUCACUUUUCCCAGCGAUAUCCUAGCCGGCUUGGGCUCUUCAAAAGACCACCAGCUACCGGUUGUUGAUUAUGAGGGAUCUGAUGUACAAAGGCCAAACUACGGACUAGGGCUUUUAGCAUGCAAGGAGAGCGACAGCGGUAGUUACAUGCGCGUAUCUGCCUCGAGGUCAGGAUUGUGGCCUGACUCUGCUCUCAAUUCCUAUCCGCAUCUGUCAGACGAACGGAGGAACGGUCCUCGCCAACGCAUUCUCACAACCAAUGAACCAACGACAGAAAGUAUUGCUUUACUAUCAAAUUACCUCACAGAGAUCUCUAGUAUACAAUUUCCCUUCACCCAGUUCACCAGAAAUGGACGAGAAUGGCUACACUACCUACUCUUACGCUCACAGACAGUAUCCGACAUUUCCUUGCUCCUGUGCAAAGCCUACCAUGACCGAGGACAAGUAGCUGAAAACCUGUACCACCGCAGUAAUUAUGAUGAAGUCACCAGCCAAGUCUCGGUAGCCCUCAAGAGCCUACCAUCAUCAACAGCCACCCUGUCCCUACUAGAUGAAGAGCAGAAAGCCUCCCAGGCUCUCUUCGCAUGUGCCGCGCUUCUCCAAGCGAUUUAUAUAGAUAUACUUUAUCAAGAAACGCGUCAGUGGAAAAGCUGUCUCACUCAAGCGGCCGCUUACGUCCAAGUUCUGAUCAACAUCAUCGUCCGCGAUGAUAACAUCAACCACCCGGUCUCAGUGUGUCGGCUCCAAAAAGCUACGGCAAAAGCAGUCCUAGGCCAUCUGGUCUGGUGCGACAUUUUAGCUACCGUCUCAUGCGGCAGAGACCCAUUUCUCGGCAUUAAUCACGCCUAUCUCCUAGACUCCGAAAUCAUAUCCAUGGCCCCUGUGUGCGGCUGUCACAAUUGGGUGGUCAAGGCGCUAUACGAUCUAGCGAGUCUCCAGCGCUGGAAGCUGCGGGCACAAGAAGGGAAAACGCUAAGUGUUAUCCAGCUGGCGGCGCGCGCGAGUAACCUUCAUGAGUGCCUGGUGGCUGCCAUGGCUGAGAGCUCCAGUGCACCAGGUCAGGUGCGCCCUGGGCAGAGAGGUAGUUUUGACAGCCUGGUUUAUGGGUGGGUCACCGACAUGGACAGGGAAAUCACUCUGUUGUUUGCCCGCGCUGCAGUUAUUUAUCUCCAUGUGGUGGUGUCUGGUCCUAAUCCGCAUUUGCCUGAAAUAGAUACGGCAGUGAAGGAGUCCGUAGGGUCAAUUCAAACGCUAGCAGAGAAACAUCUACUACAGCAUGUUUCAUGGCCCUUGUGUGUCAUUGCCUGUUUUGCCGGAGUGGAUGAAAGACAAAGCGUGCAGGGCUUUCUUCGGGAGGAAUCCAAGAACACUAGAAAGUGGUUCAGCACAUCCCAUGAGACGUUGAGCAUUGCUCGGGAAUGCCACAGACUUAGGGACCAAGGGCAAGACUGCGACUGGGUGGCUUCAAUGGAAAGCUUGGACCAUCGGAUACUGUUACUUUGA
Messenger RNA from Aspergillus caelatus, 1923 nucleotides. RefSeq names its product transcription factor domain-containing protein. Bases 1 to 1923 code for a protein of 640 amino acids. The transcript has 2 exons. Gene Ontology annotation, molecular function: transcription cis-regulatory region binding; DNA-binding transcription factor activity. Gene Ontology annotation, biological process: positive regulation of transcription by RNA polymerase II. The record is from RefSeq and is a predicted model, not a curated record. NCBI's taxonomy places the organism in Eukaryota, Fungi, Ascomycota, Eurotiomycetes, Eurotiales, Aspergillaceae. Gene Ontology annotation, cellular component: nucleus.